AUGCCGCGGUCGAAUUGGACUUCCAAUCCGACAUACACAAACGAUGAUGGGCGUGUCCUCGGAGUGAGUAUCAACGAUGCUCUGAGCUCAAACUAUGAAGAAGACAGCAUCAAGAACAUGGUGUUGAACUCCCGUGUCAACAGUAGCGUCGCAGCAUAUUGGCCUUGGGUUGAAUAUCAGGAAAGCAGUGGUGAAAUCGUCGAGGUGCGAAAUCGCCUUAGGACUGAAUUCUCACCGGCAGCUGAGUGGGACAAGAAGAGACUCAAUAUCUCUGCGGAUAGUGAUAGUCGGCUGGCGUUGGUUCCACUAUCGACCAACUUCAGCAAGAUUGCUGUCCAAGGAGGUUAUGGGAUAUUCUACCAGGUUAAUGCAGCCUUGGUUGCGCUGAUACCGGACCUUGGAUCCGAUGAGCUCGCUACUGAUUAUGCGGACUCAUGGCCUACAGACUUCCCAGCUGUCACAAAUAUGCCAGGAGGUGCACCCUUUGCUGCGUUCUCAGUUGCCAGAAGUUCAGAUACUCUGCAGAGAAUAUUCACUUACGUCCUUUACCUUGACAACGAUGCAAACAUCAACGUCAUUUACAACGAUGCCUCCUCCUGGAAAACGGCUCAACCAGCUACCUUGAAGGGUGUUGACGCCGACACAGACAUUACCUGUCUCACUAUGGCCACGACGCACCGCGACUCUUUUACACAAGAAGUAGUACUUGGAGCGCAGUCUUUCGAUCCAAGGUGCUACUUCCAACGUGAGGGCUUGGUCAGAGAGGUGAUUCUGACUAAUAACGAGUGGGUGGAUAAUGGAAACAAAUAUGUCAAUAAAACUCUGACUGGGAUUCAGAAUCGAAUGCAGACACAAUACUUCGAUGAAAAUCAAAGUUGUAGGGUUUGUAUCAAUAUGUUCGAUCAAAGCGAAGACAAAUAUCAACUACAUUUAUGUGUAGUGAAAGGAUGGGUGUGCCGAAAGUGGACUGUUAAUCAACAGAACUUCAUGGGAGCGCGGAUACCAGUAGCAAGUUUCUCUGAGUUCCAUCAAGCUGAAAAAGAGCACACUAACGCUUGGCAUCCACCGGUGGCCGAGCUUAACAGACUCUUCGGGCCAGGUACCAUUUUCCUCACACCCUGGCUCAGCGCUUCAGAAGGCCGGUCUGGGAAACGCGCGGCCACGGACCCUCCUAUCCCCAUCUUCGAGUCUUCGACUCGUCACUCGGCGGGAAAAGCCUUGGGAGCUUCUUCCUCUUUGGGUCUCUGGGUCGGGUUGAAUAAUACCCACGUACCACUUCCGGAAGUGCAAUCACGAUUCGGGACGUCCCUGGCGAGGCUGUGUUACGUGUAUCUUUCGAUGCUUGUGGAGAAUUUUGCUUUGGAGGAGCGUACCUUGAUUUGGGGCAUUGGGCACAGCGAGCAUGUGCAGCACAAAUCACCCGCCCAUCGCAAAACUUACUUGAAAGUCACACAGGGCACAUCUGACGGCUGUAGCCGACCUCCCCACUGGGAACGGAUAAGGCAUUUUCAGCUCUUCGAGGCCUUGGGGAUCCUCUCUCGGCUCUCUAUGGAUGACGCAAGAAGCAUGCGUGCCUGA
Molecule: messenger RNA, 1578 nt
Organism: Colletotrichum lupini
Lineage: Eukaryota; Fungi; Ascomycota; Sordariomycetes; Glomerellales; Glomerellaceae
Exons: 8
Coding region: 1-1578 (525 amino acids)
Source: RefSeq, a predicted model, not a curated record